Sardina pilchardus (European sardine) is the source of this 1667-nucleotide messenger RNA. RefSeq names its product fibrinogen alpha chain. The transcript is spliced from 4 exons. Gene Ontology annotation, cellular component: fibrinogen complex. Lineage: Eukaryota; Metazoa; Chordata; Actinopteri; Clupeiformes; Clupeidae. The record is from RefSeq and is a predicted model, not a curated record. Gene Ontology annotation, biological process: platelet activation; protein polymerization; blood coagulation. Gene Ontology annotation, molecular function: signaling receptor binding. Bases 345 to 1223 code for a protein of 292 amino acids.
ACCAUAAUACAGAAAUUUACUUGCUAUUCAAGUUAUGACUCUACAUUAACCUAUAAGACACAGAACUCAUAAAUUCCCAAGUCAUAUAGAAGGAAAAUAAAUACAUUCAAGGGAAGACACAAUAGAUGAAUGAAAACAAGCAUUACAGAGACUACUAGAUCUACAGAGACUAGAUCUUAGAAUUAUUUCAGCAGGUUGUGGCUAUUGUGACCUAGUUUCAGUUACAGUAUAUACCCAGCACAUAAUUGUGAAUAUAGUUCCCUGUUAGUCAUUGUCAUUAUUGUCAUCAAAAUAGUCAUUAUUGAUUUUCUUACAUUUACUUUACUACGGUAAUUUACUAUGAAAUGUUGGCUGAAGGUACUGCACCAACUAUUGCAAAGCAAAUUAGUCUCUGUACUUUUCUUAGAACUUGGAAGAAAAUAAGCACGUCUGUGUGUGUUUCUGUUUGUGUUGCAGAGUGUCAGGCCUUGAAAGGAGACCACGUGCUCCUCCGACCAGGCUAUCGUUAUGGUUCUGUUAGCAGUCGCUACAGCCGGUGCCCAGCAAAGCCAUCAUAUCCUCUGUGUUCAGAUGACCAAUGGACUGAGAAAUGUCCGUCUGGCUGUCGGCUGGACGGUCUGAUAGAUGCCACACAAACGGACUUCCACAGACGCCUGGGGCAGGUCUGCUCACAGGCUCAGACGCACCAGAGGGCCAUCUCCUCAGCCAUGCUGAUGACCACAGCCAUCUACAAUGCCCACCGCAGGAUCAUUGUCAAGAACUAUGUUGCUGAGCUGAGAUAUGCAGAGAGGUUUGAAGACCUUCAGAGGAACCUGACGCUACUGCAGAGACGUUCCACAGAGCUCUCCAGAAAACUGCACAAGAUACACAGCCUCGUACAGCAGCAGAUUAUUGACAUGCAACGGAUGGAGGUGGACAUUGACAUCAAACUUCGAGCCUGUCAUGGGUCGUGCAAACACACCUUUGUCCAUCACAUCGACCAUGACGCCUACACAGACAUGGAGAGGGAGCUAGCCAAAUUUAACCCCUUGACUACCAAAAAAGCCUUGUUCCCUGCGGACAUAAGGAAGCUCGUCCUCCAGCCUGUGCUCCGUCCUCCCAACUCCCACUCCUACAGAAGCAUCCCAACAGUACGCAAGGAGUUCCUAACACAGUUCGAGGACAUCGACUUAAACCAAAUCGUUUUAGAGGAACUUUUCAAUGACUUUGACUUGGAGGACUGAAAAUCAGAUUUUCCCAGCAGUUAGACAAAAGUUUACUACCUCAUAAAUUACUGCAUUGUUUGCAUCAAAGAUAUCUUCAUAAUCAAGCCAUUGGCCAUUGUCUGUUAGCACACCAUCUUUAUUUAUGUCAUUUGUUUACUGUAGAGGUAUAAUGGUGCAUUGCACAUGUUUAGGGACAGACUUGAAUAGCUGAGCCAUAUUGCUGCAAGUGCAUAUAGUCUGAUGUAUGUUCACUGAUGUCCACGGACCUGAAUAUGAAUACAUGUAUGUUUGCCAAAUUUGUUGACAAUGAGAAAUUGAUAUUAUGCCCAGGGUUUGUGUGUUCUGUGCAUUUUUCAUGAUCUCACAGAUCUCUAGAUUUUGACUAAAGCUCUAGACAGAAAGAGCCAGUCUGAGCUGGUGUGCCACUGCACUGGUCAUGGGCUGAUGGGACCGUGGAACUAA